Limanda limanda (common dab) is the source of this 609-nucleotide messenger RNA. RefSeq names its product fibroblast growth factor 7 (gene fgf7). Gene Ontology annotation, cellular component: cytoplasm. Gene Ontology annotation, biological process: animal organ morphogenesis; positive regulation of gene expression; cell differentiation. The record is from RefSeq and is a predicted model, not a curated record. NCBI's taxonomy places the organism in Eukaryota, Metazoa, Chordata, Actinopteri, Pleuronectiformes, Pleuronectidae. Bases 1 to 609 code for a protein of 202 amino acids. Gene Ontology annotation, molecular function: growth factor activity; type 2 fibroblast growth factor receptor binding. The transcript is spliced from 3 exons.
AUGCGCAAAUGGAUGCUGACAUGGAACCUUCAAAAUCCGUUCUCGGGACUGUACUUGCAUGCCAUCUUCCUGUUGGGCAGCGUGCGUGUGGUCUACAGUGACUGCACUCCAGAGCAACUUGCUGCCAUCAUGAACUGCUCCAAACACGAGCGCCACACCAGGAACUACGACUACAUGGAGGGAGGAGACGUGCGCAUCCGUCAGCUGUUCAGCCGCACACAGUGGUUCCUGAAAAUCGACGACAGAGGCAACAUCACUGGGACUCAAGAUGCCACCGACUGCAACAGUAUCCUGGAGAUCAGGACCGUGUCCGAAGGGGGCGUCCUGGCCAUCAAAGGUGUGAAGAGUCAGCUCUAUAUUUGUAUGACCAAGGCUGGAGUGCUGCAAGGCGAGGAAACCUACAAUGACAAGUGCAACUUCAAGGAGGUCUUCCUAGAAAACUACUUCAACGCUUACUCCUCGUCAAAGUGGACAAAAAACGGCAAAGAAAUGUUCAUAGCUCUGUCUCAGAAGGGAAAGCCGAUGCGGGGGAAGAAGACGAGGAGGAAGCACAUAGCAUCUCACUUCAUCCCCAUGAAAUGCAGGGAGGAAGAGCGGAGGGUGGACUGA